Molecule: messenger RNA, 4781 nt
Organism: Liolophura sinensis
Lineage: Eukaryota; Metazoa; Mollusca; Polyplacophora; Chitonida; Chitonidae
Product: apoptosis-stimulating of p53 protein 1-like
Exons: 8
Coding region: 593-3922 (1109 amino acids)
Biological process (GO): regulation of apoptotic process
Cellular component (GO): nucleus
Molecular function (GO): p53 binding
Source: RefSeq, a predicted model, not a curated record
UGAAGGUCAGGCUAGCUUCAGGUAUUCUGCCUGUUACAGAGGAUAUAUCUACAGAUAAAUUGCCCAGGUUAAUCUGACUAGGAGAAGACACAUGUGUUUAUGGUGAGGUUGUGAUCUCAGGGGACAGUUACAGCUGAUAAACGCCAUUACUGAGGGGUGUUGGAUUAAGCAUUCACCCCUGCUGUUUCGUUUGUGCUAGUAUGUGGUGGCUGGGAGUUGUGUAGUACCCCUAUACCAGAGCUACACUAGUACCUGUGACUACCAUGGCAGUGUGGGUAGAGGCGAGAACAAGUACAUGUAUAUGUACUCAGGUCUUGUAAUCAGGGCUGUGUUGAGCAGGACCUCUGGGUAGCUACUCAGCUAUAGGACAAGCACUUGGUCGAUGAUUCAGUGCAACUUGGAUCUGUUUCCGGCAUAGCGUUGUAAAGAUAAAGAAAAGUUGAUGAGCUUGUGGAUUUGACACCUGUGAUUACUGUGAACGUGUGUAUUGUGAUGUUAAUGUGAAGGGUUACAUACAGGAAGGAAGUACAACGCAGGUGGGGUGUUGAUCCAGUUGAUAGCCUCGCUAUAGCUACCAUGGCGCUGGGCUAGCAUGGCUGCUCUUCCGGGAAGGCGCCCAGGAUAUUACAUACCACAGGAGAACUGGGAUAUAUCUAUUCUGCAACAGGUCAACGCUCAGCUGGAAAUGUACCUCAAAUCGCUGCCCGCGGGGUCGGAGCUCUCCCUGACAGAGCUUCAGGACAUCGCCUCCAGACAACAGCUUCAAAUCGACAACCAACAACAGGUGCUUGUAGCCAAAGAGCAGAGGCUCAAGUACCUCAAACAACAGGAGAUGAAGCACCAACAGAUGUCAGCCGAGAACGAGCGCCUACGUAAACUGAAAGAGAAAGUGGAGAGCCAAGAAAUGAAGUUAAAGAAGCUACGGGCUGUAAGGGGACAGGUGGAGCAGUACAAGAUCAACAACAACAGUCUCACCUCUGAACUAGAGGGUAUCAAAUCUUUAUUCAAUGAAAAGGAGAAGGAAUUGGCGAUGGCGGUGGCCAAAGUGGAAGAGCUGACUACUCAACUAGAAUCCCUGAGGGCAGGAAAAGCCAGCAGUAUGAACAACAACACCUCCCUUGCCAGCAUAGAACUGGAGAAAUUACGCAAGGAGCUCAUUUUAAGAAACAAGUUGAACGAACAGCAAAGUGUGAAGAUUGUAGCUAACAGGGAUUUGCUCCAGCAAAGGAAGGGGGAAAUACUACAGAUAGAUCAACGAAUCAGUGAUCUACAACAACGUCUGAAGAAGAAAAAAGCUCAAAAUGCAUCAGGUCACAACUCUUCACAAAACUACAAUGAUAAUUUCAUGCACAGUAGACAGACGACUGGGAACCACAAUGGAACUAAUAUCGCCGCUAUAGAACCCUACAUGAAGCAACCUCCAAAAGAUGUCACCAAGGAUGAUUUGCAUACAAACUUUGGCUUUGACAGACAAGAUCCCAAAAACCAGACCCUUCCACCAAAUUUAAAAUUUCCACACCCCGAAAAAAGUAAAGGGUUGGAAAUUAGGUCUGAUCAUAUGACCAGUGAUCCAAACAGUAAUGCUUCGGUUGUCAGCAAAAAUUAUGCUGUGCCUUUGGUUGUUAAAGUGAAUAACUCAAAGAGCCCUCCAAAUGGAGAUCAUGCCCCAGUUAAUACAGAGAAGAUACCUCCUCCUAAAGACACUGAUGACGCACGGGUAACAGCAACUUCAGCCAUGAAAUAUGCUGGCUCUGGGACUAAAGUGGGCAUGGGUAUUGUAAAUUUGGCUCCAAAACCAUUCGGGUCGACAUACAGUACAUCUAUGCUGACAGGUAGACCAUUUGUUUCGACAUCAUCCCAGCCUACAGCUAACAUACAAGAUGAAGUUCGUACAGGGGGCAGUGGUCAGAGUUCUCCUGCUACCAGUGAUAAUUCUUACCCAGUGUCCAACAGCGCACAGCCUGUACUCACCGGUCAAAAUCAAGGGACAAUGCCUCAUAAGACUGGCCUGGCACUUAACAGUAAGCCAAUGUACAAUACUGCUAAGUUUAGUCAUGUGGGUCCUACACAGUCCGGGGCCAGUUCUGGCCCUAAAGUCACAGCACCUGUUCCAUCCAGAGAUAUUAAACCCACACCGCUAGUAUCAAAAAAUGGCAAUCAUGCUAGUUCCAGUGCUGAAGUCAUAGUGCCAAGUAUACCACCACGCCAGACCCCGACAAGUACAUUUCCUUCCUCAAAACACCCUAUGCAAACUCCUCUUCCUCGACCAUCUCAAAAGGUGUCUGUUGCCCAGCCGACAACCAGCAGUGGGAGUAAUGUCAGUUCAAAUAACACUGCAGCUUCUUCACAUUCAAAGAUUGUUUCGGCACUCAGUUCCUCGAGUUCAAAGCCGGGGCAUUCACCUGUAGAACAGCCUAUUUCAGCUUCAAGCAGAUGGCCGAAAACUGCGGUCACAUCUGCUUCUAUCACUUCUCAAGACAAUUCUGAUCAUGGCCGAAUGCACUCCACUAACACUGCACACACCACCAGUAUCCAGGGUGAGAAUGGCGGUGCUGGUAUGCAAGUUGGUACAGCUGCAGGUGUGGUACAGCCAGCUAAGGGAAUACCCAGGUAUGCCCCCAAAAGCGUCAUCGCCAACACCUACACCCAGAAACUCGGGUCUGGAGCAAUUGAACAAUACCGUAAGAAUAUGUCCAUGCUUUAUCAGGGGUUUGGUGAUAGGAACAAGAAACAGGACAACAGUGCUACUGGAUCUAGUGAUGGUGUCAAGUCAACUAGCAUGAAACCCUCAGGCCCUGAGUCACAGGCUGCCUCCAGUCCAACAGAUGUAACGGACAGUAGACUCAAUUCUACCUCUAGUCUCUCGCAGUAUGCUUCGGACAAACCCAGUUUUAAAGCGACGUCUCCCAAGCAUCUGCGACGCAGACAUUCUGAUAGCAGUGACAAUGAAGAGGCACAAACUAAGCUCCUACAGACCCAGCCCUCACAAACGGUGUCCCCUCCCAAACCCUCUGCCCCUUCAUCUGUGGGUCAGACAGAAAACAAGUGGACAGCAGAGGAGAGCAGUGGAGCAGAAGCUAUUCUUGUUAUAGACAAUUUGGGUAAUGUGCUAGAGAUGAGUGAUAGUGCUGACUUGUCCGUGACCUCGGCUCAGAAUGAAAUGUUUGGUGAACCCGGUGAGCAGGGGACGCAUCCCAAGGCACCUAUUGUAAUAGAGACAAAUAAGGUGAAGCAUAGGUUAAAGACUAACUUAAAAGAGAAAUCCUCCUCCAACCGGUCCAGCAACAAAAGAGUUAGUUUUGAUCCAUUAGCAUUGUUACUUGAUGCUUCCCUGGAAGGAGAACUGGAGCUUGUUAGGAAAACUGCCACAGAGGUGGCAGAUGUUAGUGCAUCGAACGAUGAGGGCAUAACCGCUCUACAUAACGCUAUAUGUGCUGGGCACUACGAAAUAGUGAAGUUUUUGGUGGAAUUUGGAGCGGAUGCCAAUGCCCCUGACAGUGAUGGCUGGACCCCACUCCAUUGUGCUGCCUCGUGUAAUAACCUGCCCAUGGUGAAACUGCUGGUUGAUCACGGGGCCUGUAUAUUUGCUACAACGAUCAGUGACCAGGAGACGGCUGCGGAGAAGUGUGAGGAAGAUGAAGACGGAUAUGAUGGCUGCUCAGAAUAUUUAUACAGCAUACAAGAAAAACUAGGUAUUAUCAACAAUGGUGUGGUUUUUGCGGUUUUUGACUACAAGUCCCAGAACUCAGAUGAGCUGAGUUUCCGUGUAAACAGUUUAAUGACCAUCCUGAGGAAAGGAGACGAGAAGGAGAAGGAAUGGUGGUGGGCGCGGAUCAGGGACCGAGAGGGUUAUGUGCCCAGAAAUCUGCUGGGGCUUUCCAGACGAGUCCUGAGUGAGAAGGGGAAGAUUGAGAAGAAGUAACACAGUUGCUGAAAGAACCAGGUUGCAAAGUUCUGCCUUCUCAAAUGUUUCGUGAUGUUUCGCCUUUGGGGGGCCUUGUUCCUUGUUGGAGAAGGUGGAACAGUAAGCUACAGUUUGGCCAGUAUUCACACAAAAUGUGGUGCUGUAUAGUGCAAUAGAAUUUUCAGUGUUUUAGUAAUGUAAAAGAUGGUCAUCGGACUAUUAAAAUAUGCAUACGAAUUAAUCACAGGUGGGUCGAUGCAAGAUGGUAGAAGAUUUAUUUGGGAUGCAUGCAUUGACUUCCUGAUGUGAAAUCAAGGAGAAGUAUGGGUGUUUUCCACUGUACUGCAUCAUAUGGGCGCAGUACACCAACUGUUCAGAUUGUCAAAGGUUAUCAGUACUGGUUAUACAGUAAUAAGUUCACAUACAUUUUAUACAUAUGCACGUAGCAAAACGUGUUCUUAAUAUCUUGAAUUAUUAGAAAUAAAAGAACUUAACCCAGAUUCAUUGUAUUCCUGGAUUUAUGAUUGUGGUUUCAAACCAAGCAGCACUGUCCAUUUGGGAAAUUCUCAAGGGACAAGUUUGUAUGUGAGCACAAAGAGUUGCCUUACUUUUAACACCGAUGUGAAACUGUUUGCCUGAGAUUGGAUUGACUGAGCAUACUAAUUCUUUUAAUCUAUUGUCAUUCACCAUUGUCUUAUGUCUCAAACAUCAACAUUCAGGAGGACAUCACAUAUACAGACUUUGAGAGAUUACUGCAGGUGUUGGCAGCAGUAUUAAAUUAAAGGUUGGCAUGUUUAGUUUACACAUGUAGGCGAAACCUGCGGUCAGAAAAUGUAAGACCAUGUAAUAAACCUGUGGUCAGCACAUGUAAUAAACU